AACGGACCUGCUGCGGUCACUCUGGGCACGAGGCUUGUUUAUUGGGCGAAAUUUAAUGAUUCCCUGUAAUCAUUUAGCAUUUGCGUGAGUUGCCAAACACAGGGCCUAUUUUAUAUUCCGUUUCGGCCAUACUCCGCCUACAACCGACUCGUCUAUAUCCAGACAAACACCCGCAGCAGCAGCCGCAGACGCAGUUCAUCCGUCACAGGGGCCGCGGGCAGAGCGCAAAACAGCAACCGCAGAAACGGAAAACAGAAACAGAAACCUCUUCGCUCCGAAAUCGUGAUCGAAGUCAAGUGAAUGAUUCGGGGAGCGUGUCGUCUACAUGGUAGUCGUAGUCGUAGUCGUGCAUAGUACCAGUACCAAGUACCAGAGUACCGCCGCAGCAGUGUCAAUUAGUAGUUUCGCAUAACACCACCUCACGCGUACACACUCAACAUACUCUACAGAGCACGAGCACCACCCCCCGAACAGCCGCCCACCCGUGUAUCGCGAUAUCCGUGUUAUACAACAAAAUUGUUCCGUAUUCCUCUGCCAUACGCCGGCUAAAAAUCAACCUCCCAAACAUCGGAAAGCCAUCUUCGCCCGUUGGAGCAGCUUAAUCGCAUUGGAGAAAGCGGCUCUACAACUGAAACUGGAACUGGAACUGUAGCUGUAGCAAGUGGUCCGGAUUAGCAGGUCAUCGUAAGAGGAGAAGCCGCAGCAAGGGCACCACCACCAGCUGCACCACUACCACCACCGGAUCCACCAUGAACAUAGACGACUACGAAUCGCUACCCACCACCAGUGUGGGUGUGAACAUGACGGCGGGCGCCAUUGCGGGCGUGCUGGAGCAUGUGGUCAUGUAUCCGCUGGACUCCGUCAAGACGCGAAUGCAGAGUCUUUCGCCGCCCACACAAAACAUGAACAUAUUGUCAACUUUUCGGAACAUGGUCACGCGUGAGGGCUUUUUAAGACCCAUUAGGGGAGCCAGUGCGGUGGUAUUGGGUGCUGGUCCGGCGCAUUCGCUGUACUUCGCCGCCUACGAAAUGACCAAGGAGCUCACGGCCAAGUUCACAACAGUGAGAAACCUCAACUAUGUGAUUUCGGGAGUGGUGGCCACCCUCAUACACGACGCCAUUUCUAGUCCCACGGAUGUGAUCAAGCAGCGAAUGCAGAUGUACAACUCACCCUACACAUCGGUGAUAUCCUGCGUCCGGGAUAUCUACAAAAAGGAGGGCUUCAAAGCCUUCUACAGAGCCUACGGCACGCAACUGGUCAUGAAUUUACCAUAUCAGACAAUACAUUUUACCACAUACGAGUUUUUCCAGAACACAUUGAACCUGGAACGGAAAUACAAUCCUCCGGUGCACAUGGCAGCGGGUGCUGCAGCUGGCGCCUGUGCAGCAGCUAUAACCACGCCCCUGGAUGUGAUCAAAACGCUGCUGAACACUCAGGAAACUGGACUGACGCGCGGCAUGAUCGAGGCCAGCCGAAAGAUCUACCACAUGGCCGGUCCAUUGGGCUUCUUCAGGGGCAUGACCGCCCGCGUGCUGUACUCCAUGCCCGCCACGGCCAUUUGCUGGUCCACGUACGAGUUCUUCAAGUUCUACCUGUGCGGCAUGGACGCCGAUCAGUACAAAUCGUCAAUUACGGGCCGCUCGGAGCCCCGCAAAGCGGACUACGUGCUGCCCAGGACCACGGAUGAGGAGCAGAGCGAUCAGGAUCGGGAGACGGCGAGGGAGAAGGACACGGCGGCGACCCUGCACUCAACGCCGACCUCGGUGAAUGCCGCCGGUGCCAUCAAGACGGUGUGUGAGCUGUCGACGCGACCCGCCGGGCCAACAAUCAACCUGCACACGCGGCACACGGACGUGAAGAGUCCAUACGAACGGGGCUUCUCCAGCACGUAGGCUGCGCCAGUGGGCGUGGCCGCGAGCGGGGCCUGCGUUCGAAACGUUUGCAGCAGCAGCAGCAGCAGGAGGAGCGACAGCUAAACCUAAGCGUAGCUAUUAGUUGGCGGUGGGGAUCGGGGAAGCUGGGAUGUGCGAUGGAUGGUGGUCACCGUUGGGCAGUUGUGGACGACACGGUGUUCGAAACGCCUGUCGAUCCGCUGAACACCGCCACUGGCCAUUGCCCCCCACUUUCAGCCCACCCGAACCCAGCUGCUUCUUGUAUGAAUACUCUGCGAGGAGUCGGUGAGAGAGUUUUAUCACUCCAUAGUCGGAGGUUAAAUCGUAGUUGUUGUUCUGCACAAAACUCUCGCUCUCACACACAACACGCAAAACUCCACAACACACACACACACCUAUAAACACCCUACACACACCUUACACCAUCCCCACACACACAAAACAGUUUUAGGCAAAAUGCGAAAUUCUUGUUAAAAAGUAUAUGCUAAUGAUAAUACUGUAUCUAUGUUAUUUCGAAAUGAGAGAACCUUCUUGUAAAAUACUAUUACCUACUAUUAUGUAUUACAACCUUUGAUUUACUACAUUUAUAUAUAUUUUUUUUAAAA
Drosophila gunungcola (fruit fly) is the source of this 2497-nucleotide messenger RNA. RefSeq names its product mitoferrin (gene mfrn). NCBI's taxonomy places the organism in Eukaryota, Metazoa, Arthropoda, Insecta, Diptera, Drosophilidae. The coding region runs from base 750 to 1892 and encodes 380 amino acids. Gene Ontology annotation, biological process: iron import into the mitochondrion. The transcript is spliced from 6 exons. Gene Ontology annotation, cellular component: mitochondrial membrane. Gene Ontology annotation, molecular function: ferrous iron transmembrane transporter activity. The record is from RefSeq and is a predicted model, not a curated record.